UGGUGAAAGUGAUGUUGGCUGGACCUCUCAGUUUCCCCACAUGUCGACUAGAAGAGAGUACUAUAUUAUACCUUCUGUGUUAUCAUUGCCAAUAUGAUAGCUUAAACGGACCAAAACUCACGCGCCCUGCGCGCAGUACAACGCAAACAUGAUGGAGUUUACUUUUAUUACAUUGGUGAUCUCACCAAGUUUCUUACUGAUAAAAAGAAGAGAUAUACAUAAUUAUGGAGUACGACAGGAUGUCCGGGCUAGACUCCUGGCUCACAGAGAGUGAGCAGGAUUUUUCCUUGGGGGCCAAGGCAACAUCUUACCUACCUUCUGCCACUUUAGAUCCCAGCUGUAACAAUGCCAAUUUUGAACUCCCUGAUUGGAUGGAGAGCAGAGAACACUUGGGUCUUUCCAAUGUAAAGCUGUUUGAGUUUUCAUUUUCUCAGAAUUUUGAAAAUGACAUCUCUCAAGAUCAUGAAACAGUUGGUAUUAUGGAUGAUUAUAGUACAGCUAUCAAGCCAGAAGAUAUGCUUGUGCCUCUUUCAGAAUUGCUGCCACAAACAAGCACUCCACAAGGACUCUCAGCCAACUUAAUUUCUUUGACAUCAUCCUCCCCAAAAUUAAUCAUCUGUAUGAAAAAGGUGGCUGUACGUGUACCUACAAGAAAGCCUGAGGAUUGUUCCCAAUCAGAAGUUACAGUAUCAUCCACAGCACUUUCGUCUUGUAUUCCAAAUAUUAAUGGCUCUCAGAAUGUUCAGUUAUCUAAUACAGUUGCUGCUGACAGUAUCUGUGAUGCUGAUGAUUUAAUUAAUGAAGUGGUUCAAAUGAUAGGAAAUGAAAUGGAUGGCAAUGAAUUUACUACUAUGAACACAUCCUUGGACUCGUCCAUGGAUGAAGCUGAUAUGGAUGAUUUACUUUCACAAUUAGAAUCUAGUAAUGCUGAUUUGGAUUUGUCUGAUUUUAAUUCAUUGGGAUCAGAACCUGCAUCGCCAGUACCCAUCCCUUCCCCAGUGCCAUCAGCUGGUAGUCUUUCUCCAGAACAGUCUGUUAAUGAUUCUCUAUUUCUUUCUUUUUUGUCCCCAGAUCAUAAUGACAAAAAUUCUAGAGCAAAUUCUCCAUUGCAUAGUGAGGGAGAACUUAACGAAAAUUGCAUUCAGUCAGAGGUACAUUCGUACUCUCGGUCACCUCGAAAAAGCAAAGCUUCACGCAAAGCACCUAAAAGUUCACCAUAUCUAGAGGACAGACGAGAACGAAAGAAAGAACAGAAUAAGCAAGCAGCUCUCAGGUACAGACAAAAGAAGAAACAGGAAGAUGAUGAGCUUAUGUCACAGAUAAAAGCUGAAGAAGAGAGACAGCAGCAGCUUAAAGUAAAAUAUUCAAAUAUUAAGCAAGAGCUUAUCUAUCUUAAAAAGAUCAUGAGAGAGGUAUUUAUUGCCAAAGGAAUAUUAUCUGAAGAUUCACUAAAAAGAAAAGGGCAUUCUAAACUUUAGUACAAAAAGUGGCAGUAUGGUAAUUUAAGAUCUUGGUCUUUGAUUUAGUUAAAUUUGUAAAGGCAAGAUGUUGUUUUGGCCCCUUACUGUGCUCUAUUAAAUAUAAGCAUUUAGUGGCUUUGGUGACUUCUUGUAUGAAAAGUAAAAAUUGUAAUUAAAUGAAAGAUAUUUGGCUGGAUGAAAACAUUACAAGUAUUGCUUUUCAUGUGGGAUUUCUGCCAUAACACAGAUAGCCUGAAAAAAUUUAUUUAAAGUUUGUGUAUGCAGUAUUGACUGGUAAGUGUUCGUAAACAAUUGUCGGGCUCAAAUUGGGUAAAUUUGAAUAUUGUGGUAUAAUAGGUAUAUUGAAGUUUAUUUUACUUUUAUAGUGUAUUAAUGAUAGUAAAAAAUAAAAGGUAAA
Molecule: messenger RNA, 1878 nt
Organism: Cherax quadricarinatus
Lineage: Eukaryota; Metazoa; Arthropoda; Malacostraca; Decapoda; Parastacidae
Source: RefSeq, a predicted model, not a curated record